Leishmania mexicana MHOM/GT/2001/U1103 is the source of this 858-nucleotide messenger RNA. RefSeq names its product surface antigen-like protein. Bases 1 to 858 code for a protein of 285 amino acids. The transcript has a single exon. The record is from RefSeq and is a predicted model, not a curated record. Lineage: Eukaryota; Euglenozoa; Kinetoplastea; Trypanosomatida; Trypanosomatidae.
AUGGCCCAGCAAGUUCGUCGUGUGACCGUGGCCGUGCGGAUGGCGUUCAUCGUGUGCGCCUUGCUCCUCGCCGGUGGCGUGGCGCGUGCGACUCUCACGGCGGCGCAAAACUCCAUCACGGCCGAGUUUCUGCGGUCCUUCGCGGUCUCGAUACCUGGCCUGGCGAGUGUGUGGACGGAGGAUGAUUGGUGCGCCUGGCCGUACGUCAGCUGCAACUCCGACACGAACAUCACAGUUAUCAUCGACAACGGUGGGUUCACCGGCAGCCUUCCAGAGCUGAAUGUGGCGGGCGACAGCGCUAAUAUCGCGGUCACCGAGAUUGCCUUGACGAACAUGAACAUCGAAGGCGGGUUCGCGAACAGCUGGGGAGGCCUCAAGGAGGUGCGGGUUCUCAACUUCACGAACACCAACCUGUUUGGCACCAUUCCCGCGAGCUGGAACGCGAUGCGCUCCCUGCAGACGGUCAUCCUAAAAAACUCCAGCGCGUGCGGCAGCCUGCCGAGGUGGACGCUGCCGUCGCUGAAGAACAUUGACGUGUCGACCAACCUGCUGCGCGGUUCGAUGCCGGGCACGUUCGGCUACAUCGCCGGCCUGCAGAACGUCAGCCUUGUGGGCAACAACUUCUGUGGCUGCAGCCCGCCGUCCUGGGUGUCCCGGGUACUCACCACUGCACUCUUCCAGGCAAUGGGCACAGCACCGUACAAGCCGGACUGCAGGGCCCCCAUCAACUGCGACUCCGAAGGUGCCAAGUGCUCCCGCGACACUCCACAGUACCACGACGCCGCCGCCUCCCCACCAUGUGUGAUGGUGGCCGUGCUGACUCUGGUCCUGACGCUCUGGGCAGACAUGUUCGGGUAG